GUGACCCACUUGAAGGCGGUCCAUGUCCCAACGUCGCCAUCAUCGCUGGCCGCCAAACACCACGCCGACAGGUCUCCAGCCAUCUUCUCCGAGCUCCCUGAAUUAGACCGCCUACGAAAGAACUCACUAGAUCGACAACUAUACUGGUUCGGCCGUCCGACGUCGCCGAGAUGGAUCCUGGGCGUGCCGCCAUGAUCGCGGGCUCAAAAUCGCCAACACGAAGCGACGCGCCGCCAGGCAAGGACCGGAACCGAGAUCGAGGCAUCACGGCCCCCAGACGCGACCCGGCAAAUCGGGUAUCGAAGCCCUCCAGGAAUCCCAACAACAGCAACAACAACAGGAGGCCGCCACACAGCAACAGCGGCGGCGGCGCGAUGCCGCCGCCGGCGACCAACAACCCCCGGCACUUCAAGACGCAGGACGAGCAGUCGGAGGAGUUCGUGGCGGGCGAGGACAAGUUCGUGCUGCGGCAGUCCAAGAAGAAGGCCGACAUCCGCGUGCGCGAGCGGCGCGCCAAGCCGGCCGACUUCCUAGCCUUCAACCUGCGCUGGGUCGACGAGGACCGCGACACGCUCGACGACGACGAGGCCGACGUGGCCAUCAACGUGCCGCGCCCGGCCAAGCUCAUCGCCGGCCUGAGCGAGCGGCAGCUGGACGGGGUCGAGGCCGAGAUCAGGUCGUACCUGACACUCGAGACGAGCGCGCGCAACCUCGAGUACUGGAGCGCCCUGCAGGCGCUCUGCGCCGACCACCGCAAGCAGCUGGGGCGACCCGAAGGUGGUGGUGGUGGUAGUGGUAGUGGUAGUGGUGGUGGCGGGGGUGAGGGCGGCGGCGCGACGGCGGCAGAGUCGGUCGCGGCCAGCGUGGACAAGCUCCUGGGGCCAAAGUCGUACGAGCAGCUCGAGGCGCUCGAGAAGCAGAUCCGGGCCAAGCUGGACUCCAACGAGCAGAUCGACCCGGACUACUGGGAGAACCUGCUCAAGAGCCUGCUGGUGUACAAGGCCAAGGCGAGGCUGAACGUCAUCAUGGAGGAGAUCCACCAAGUGCGGCUGGAGCUGCUCAAGAACCUGGACCCCCAGGCGCUCGCCAACUCCAACGUGCUUAGCCGCCCGCCGCAGGGCGCUAAGCGGGGCACCAGCAUCCUGGCGUGGACGACGACCAAGGGCAAGGAGGGCAAGAGCAAGGAUGGCAAGACCGUUGAGGAGGCAGUCGAGGGCUCCUCGUCAUCGUCGUCGACGACGCUGGUGAAAGCGGGAUCCAGCACCGCGCCCGCGGCCCCCGGGGCGGCGCCGCCCGGCACGGCGCGGUUCGCGCAGGGCGAGACGGACGACUUCUCGCAGGCGGCCAAGGCGCUGUAUGAGCGCGAGCUGGCGCGCGGCGUGGGCGAGGACGAGGUGAUCUUGACGGCCGAGGAGACGCUGACAAAGUCCAAGCCGUGGUGGGCCAACAAGCACCGGCCGCGCAAGCCGCGCUACUUCAACCGCGUGCAGAUGGGCUACGAGUGGAACAAGUAUAACCAGACGCACUACGACCACGACAACCCGCCGCCCCGGACGGUGCACGGCUACCGCUUCAACAUCUUCUACCCGGACCUCAUCGACAAGACCAAGGCGCCGACCUUCAAGAUCAUCCGCGAGGGCGGCCGCCGGCGCGGCGAGACGACGGCGCCCGCGGGCCAGGAGGACACGUGCCUGAUUCGCUUCAUCGCCGGGCCGCCGUACGAGGACAUUGCCUUUCGCAUCGUUGACAAGGAGUGGGACUAUAGCGCCAAGAGGGAGCGGGGGUUCAGGAGCAGCUUUGACAAGGGAAUUCUACAAUUGCAUUUUAUGUUCAAAAAGAUCUACUACAGAAAAUAGGUCAACCCGGUUUUCGAGAGGGGCAGAGGGGAGGAAAAGGAACCGCACGGCCACGACAGCAGACGUCACUCCUCCCCC
Messenger RNA from Gaeumannomyces tritici R3-111a-1, 1934 nucleotides. RefSeq lists its product as hypothetical. Gene Ontology annotation, cellular component: spliceosomal complex; cytoplasm. Gene Ontology annotation, molecular function: protein binding. Gene Ontology annotation, biological process: mRNA cis splicing, via spliceosome. Lineage: Eukaryota; Fungi; Ascomycota; Sordariomycetes; Magnaporthales; Magnaporthaceae. Bases 171 to 1856 code for a protein of 561 amino acids. The transcript is spliced from 3 exons. The record is from RefSeq and is a predicted model, not a curated record.